Messenger RNA from Chara braunii, 1059 nucleotides. The record is from the annotation of a GenBank genome assembly. NCBI's taxonomy places the organism in Eukaryota, Viridiplantae, Streptophyta, Charophyceae, Charales, Characeae.
GGGUACCGCCAGCAGAGAUUGAAGACAACGACAAACAUGGCGGCGCAGCACUUCGGGAACGAGAUGGAGGUGGAUGGGAAGUUGCAAUGUGGAGAUAGUUUUUACUACACAGAGAUCUACGAUACUAAUGAUGACGUCUGGUAUGGAGAGGAUGAUGGGCAUGAUGAGGUGGACGUGGCCAGCUACUUCGCAAACCUUUCCGCAGUCUACGUGGAGGGCGUGAUUGGUGACGAUGAGCAGAAAGAAGGAGACGUUGACAAUAGCGAAACAGGCGCGCUGGAGGACGAUGACAUCAUUGGCUACUUUGCGGCCAUCAAUUCGGUGUGUGGGGAGCGCACACCAGAAAGAGAUUAUCAGCGCGGGGAGUGGGAGUAUGGCGUUGGUGAAGUGAGAGGGUGGGACGUGGAGUGGGGGCAGAAGGCAACAGAGACACUACCGGUGACGACAACAGCACGCAUGCUAAUAUCAUCAUCUACAACAACAUCUCUUGAUGUUGACGAUGUCCCUCAGCCUCAGCAGGAUGCUGAGGAGAGGGUUUAUAUUGCCCUCAAUGAGGAGGAGGGGCUGGCGACUAUCGCUGAGAUGGUGAUGAUGGGAGGCAACGAUGUCAGUAAGGACGGCAAGGGUGUGCAGGGCGAGAAGGACAUCAACAACAUCGACAACGACGACGAAGACAACGACAACAACAGCAACAACAACGACAACGCCGGCGUGGAUGAGGGUGGAAAGGGUAGAAAGGGUGAAAAGGGUGAGGAGGGUCCGAAGGAUGAAACUGAAAACAACAACAACAACAACAACAAUAACAACAUCAACAUCAACAACAGCUCUAAUGGCAACACCAAUAUCAACAAUCCAGACGAUGGCGAUGGCAAUAACCACGAGAGCAGCGGUGCUGAGAGGGGAGCUGAUGCAUCCACUUCAGCAUCAUGGGGAAGAUGCUGCCAUCAGUGCAGUGGGGGGGAACCUGCUGCUUGUUGUGGAUGGCGAAUUGGGGCGUGAGGCUGAAGUUACGAUUCACCGUUCCUCUCCACCCUUGCAUGGUGUUUAUCCACGAUGAAG